This is a messenger RNA of Symbiodinium pilosum, 2496 nucleotides long. Lineage: Eukaryota; Dinophyceae; Suessiales; Symbiodiniaceae. The record is from the annotation of a GenBank genome assembly.
AUGGCCCAGAAGUUUGCUGACGACCAAAAGAUCUCCGACUUGGUGGAGAAGGUUCCUGCGGGAUGGUUUUCCUUCGAGUAUUUCCCGCCAAAGACCCCCGAGGGCGUUGAGAAUCUUCGCAAGCGCAUCGUGAAGAUGAAGACCUUGGGGCCCCUCUUCACCGACUUCACCUGGGGUGCCGGUGGCUCCACCUCCGAGCUGACUCUGAAGCUCACCUCCGCUGCCAAGAACGAAUUCGGCUGCGUAGCCAACAUGCACCUGACCUGCACAAAUCAGAGCUCUGAGAUGACGGGCAACGCACUCCUGGAGUGCAAGCAGCAUGGCGUGCGCAACAUUGUGGCCUUGCGCGGCGACCCUCCCCGAGGGCAGGAAAAGUGGACCGCCACCGAAGGCGGCUUCUCCAGCGCCCUGGAUCUGGUGAAGUUCAUCCGCCAGAACCAUGGCGACUACUUCUCCGUCUCCGUGGCCGGCUACCCUGAGGGCCACCCUGACAACAUCGAGGAAGUGGAAGGCGGAGUUUCAGCCCUGACUCCCGGAGAGAAGCGCCGAGCGCGCGUGGUGAAAGACGCCCAGGGGAAGGAGGUCGUGUCCGUUUGCCGGGACGCAAACUUCCACAAGGAGAUGGUUUACCUGAAGGAGAAGGUUGAUGCUGGUGCCCACUUUGUCAUCACGCAGAUGUUCCUGGAUGCCCAGGUCUUCCUGGACUUCGUGGAGGAAUGCCGCAAGUACGACAUCAAGGUGCCUAUUGUCCCCGGCAUCAUGUGCCUCAACGGCCUGGGCGGCCUCAAGCGGAUGACAGAGCUUUGCAAGACUCGCCUGCCCGAAGGCCUUAUGGAGCGGGCAGAGAAGGCGAACACCUCGGAUGAGGCUUUCAAGGAGUUUGGAAUCCAGGAGGGCGUCGAUAUGUGCAAGAAGCUUCUGGAAGGUGGUGCUCCAGGAUUGCACUUCUACACCUUGAACCUGGAGAAGGUUGUGGUUGGCAUUCUCAAGGGUCUGGGGAAGAUCAAUGACGCACAGGCCGCGGCCUUCCAGGCCGUCGAGGCAGAUGCCAAGUUCAUGGUCUCCGCGCAGGGCAUCACGACUGGAACCAAGGCCUCCAACAGGCCAGCGCUGCCGGGCAACAAGUCCCUGAAGGAGGCGGAUCCAGUCAUGUAUGACCUGGUUCAGCAGGAGAAGGCAAGGCAAACACGAUGCAUCGAGCUGAUUGCCUCCGAGAACUUCACCUCAAGAGCCGUCAUGGAGUGCUUGGGCUCGGCCCUCACCAACAAGUAUUCCGAGGGCCAGCCUGGAGCCCGCUACUACGGUGGUAAUGAGGUCAUUGACAAGGUGGAGAACCUUUGCAAGGACCGCGCCUUGAAGGCUUUUGGACUGGAUGAGAAGGCAUGGGGCGUCAAUGUCCAGCCCUAUUCCGGGAGCCCGGCCAACUUCGCCGUGUACACAGCGCUGCUGCCGCCUCAUGCAAGGGUGAUGGGACUGGACCUGCCCUCUGGAGGGCACCUGACCCAUGGAUACUACACGGCCAAGAAGAAGAUUUCGGCCACCUCCAUUUACUUUGAGUCGCUGCCGUACCGCGUGCACCCGGAGACUGGACUGAUCGACUUCGAUGAGCUGCGCAAGACGGCGCUCGUCUUCCGUCCCGCCAUGAUCUUGUGCGGGGCCUCUGCGUACCCGCGCAUCAUCGAUUUCGGCAAGUUCAAGGAGAUCGCUGACGAGGUGGGUGCAAUCUUAAUGGCAGACAUCGCUCACAUCUCCGGCCUGGUUGCAACAGGAGAGCAUCCGUCUCCCUUCGAGCACUGCGAUAUCGUGACAACUACCACGCACAAGUCUUUGCGAGGACCCCGAGCAGGCAUGAUCUUCUUCAAGUACACGGAGAAGAUCCCGGACAUCAAGGAGCGCAUCGACAUGGCUGUUUUCCCUGCCCUGCAGGGUGGACCCCACAACCACCAGAUCGGCGCUCUCGCAGCUCAGUUGCUGGAGGUUGACAGCCCCAUGUUCAAGGAUUACGCCAAGGCGGUAAAGGCUAAUGCCAAAGCUCUGGCCGAGACGUUGAUGAGCAAGGGGCACAAGCUAGCCAGCGAUGGCACGGACAAUCACUUGCUGCUAUGGGACCUGCGCCCCCAUGGGCUCACUGGCUCAAAGGUGGAGAAGAUCUGUGAGGCAGCGUCCAUUACUCUGAACCGCAACGCGGUUCAUGGAGAUGCCAGUGCUCUUAGCCCGGGAGGUGUCCGCGUUGGUGCACCCGCCAUGACCACCCGUGGUUGCACUGAGCAGGACUUCAAAACCAUCGGCGGUUUCCUGGAUCGAUGCUGCCAGCUCGCCCUCAAGAUCCAAGCUGAGAAGGGCAAGAAGCUGAAAGACUUCGAGGCCUUGGAGCAGCCAUUCCAUAUCAUUGGGUUAUAUUGGGAUAAUGGAAAAGAAUAUGGAAACUGCUAUAAUGGGUUUUUAUUUAGGAAUGAUGGAAAAUGGAAACUAUUGUAUUAUAAUUUUGUGUUAUAG